This is a messenger RNA of Insectozyma verbasci, 813 nucleotides long. NCBI's taxonomy places the organism in Eukaryota, Fungi, Ascomycota, Pichiomycetes, Serinales, Debaryomycetaceae. The record is from the annotation of a GenBank genome assembly.
AUGAGCUCAUCAUCUUCAACCAGUGGUUUUAAAAAAUUUGAUUCUUCAGCAAUUGCAUCAGAUUCAGAGGUUGAACAAGAUAUAGCAAUAAAACCAAAUCCACCAUUAAGAAGAUCUUCUUCAUUAUUUUCAUUAAGUUCAAAAGAUAAUUUACCAAAACCAGAACAAGAAGAAUAUUUAAAAUUUAUUGAUGAUAAUAGACAUUUUUCAUUAAUUAGAAAUUUACAUAUGGCUGAUUUUAUCACUUUAUUAAAUGGAUUUUCAGGUUUUUAUGCAAUUAUUUCAUGUUUAAGAUAUACAUUAACUGGUAAAUCAAAUUAUGUUCAACGUGCUCAUUUUUUUAUAUUAUUGGGUUUAUUUUUUGAUUUUUUUGAUGGCAGGGUAGCAAGAUUAAGAAAUAAAUCAAGUUUAAUGGGUCAGGAAUUAGAUUCUUUAGCUGAUUUAGUUUCAUUUGGUGUUUCUCCUGCUACUAUUGCAUUUGCAAUUGGUUUUCAAACUACUGUUGAUGUUUUAUUAUUAACUUUUUGGGUAUUAUGUGGUUUAACAAGAUUAGCUAGAUUUAAUAUUUCAGUUAAUAAUAUACCGAAAGAUAAAACUGGAAAAUCACAAUAUUUUGAAGGUUUACCAAUUCCCUCAAAUUUAUUUUGGGUUGGAUUUAUGGCAUUUUUGGUCUACAAGGAUUUAAUUCAUGAAAAUUUACCAUUUGGAACUUUAUUUAAAGAUACUCCGUUUGAAUUUCAUUUAAUUACAAUUGGUUUUGUUUUACAAGGUUGUGCUAAUAUCUCAAAAUCAUUAAAAAUUCCAAAACCAUAA